Molecule: messenger RNA, 1287 nt
Organism: Cheilinus undulatus (humphead wrasse)
Lineage: Eukaryota; Metazoa; Chordata; Actinopteri; Labriformes; Labridae
Product: coiled-coil domain-containing protein 42-like
Exons: 7
Coding region: 69-1091 (340 amino acids)
Source: RefSeq, a predicted model, not a curated record
GAACGAUAACUUUAUCGACGAUUGCAGAGCAAAGACUUCAUAGAAGUUUUAAAAUACCACGACAAGACAUGGAGAAAAAGAGCGUCAGAGAAAAGGAGACGGAAGCGGAGAGAUCGCCUGCGGGGCCCAGCACCAUGGCAUCAGAAUGGGAAGACUCUGACAGAGCUCAUGACGUUAUUGCUAUAGCGGAGACUCGCCUGAAGCAUGGCGAAUUGGACGCAAUGAUUGAGGAGCGGGAAAAGAAGCUGGAGAGUUCAAAGGAGCUCGUAAAGGAGAAGCAGGAGGAAUUGAAACGACAGAAAGAAUUUCACAUAAGCUUGGAAAUGCUGCACAAGGUCAGAGAUGCUGAACAAGCAGCUGAGACAACAGAGAGGGAGAGGAAAGAGGAGCUUCAGAUGCAAGAGGAGGAGAAGAGACUGAAGGAGGAGUACGCCACACUGGUGAAGAGGAAAAAGGAGAUGUUGGAGGAGAUAGAAAGAAACUCAGUUUAUAAAAAAUUCAUGGAUCGGGUGCUCAAAAUGAGUCAGUUCGAGGAUGUGUCAGAGCUCGCCAACAAAUUAGACAGUCUCCUCAAAUUCAACAAGCAGCUGUCUCAGAAGGAUGCCGAAAUCGAUCAGCAGAUUGAGGAAAAAAGAAAAGAGAUAUCAACACUAACAGACCAGCAACACUUAGAGCGGCUUCAAGGGAACAACGAGUUAGCCCAGCUUCAGGCUGAGCUCGCCAGAGUGAUGGCAGAAAACGCAGCAUGGAGCAAGAAAUGGAACUCUAUCCAGGAAACAGCACAAAAGAAAACACUGCUGCUGGGAGAGAUCAAGAUGGCCGUGGCCAACCUUUUUGAACUGACCGGCGGUCAGAGAAACAGCGAUGAACCAGUGGACAUCAAUGACACAGAGAAACUGCUCGACCAGGUCCUCAUGUUCUUCAACGAACAAAAUGACCUCUGCAGACGAUGUCAAGAGGCCUCGCAAGAACCAAACGAUGCAAAUGGACAGAAACAAAGUAAAAAAGGCCAAAGUUCCCAAUUGAAAGGAAAAAAAGUAAACGUAAAAGGGGGCAAGGAGCUGAAGAAGCGGAUGACGUUUAAGAAUUAAAUUGUGAGACAGAAAGUGCUAUUUAUCACAAAUAGUCUCCAUAAAUAUCAAUUACAUGGCAACUGUAACUCUGUAUAAAUCAACUAUUAGGUGUUUGUAUUGCUUUUGGAAGUUUCUAGGGUGGUUCAGGACAGGUUUUCUCAUUUUUUGCCAUUUUGAACCCAUGAAGUGCCAACUUUUGUAAGAAAGACCUUUU